AUGCCCUCCGAAGGCGAGACCCUUACGUCGGAUGGGCAAGAAAUAUCAGGAGCAGAGACGCAUCGAACACUGCCCUCGGCGUACAUCAGGCCUGCUCGCACGCCAGAUAGAGGGAUGCGCAAGAGCAUGGAGGCCCAAAGCUGGAUCAGUCGGCUGCGUAUCAGGAGAUGCAGCACGCUGAGCAAACAAUCUCUUCCUGCUCUCAUGCGCCAUGUCACUUGCGCCAAAUUGCAACACAGAAGUCUCGCCUUCGUAGGACCUGCCCCUCGAGCACCCAAAGCCCGCCGUUUUCCUCAUGCCGGCGGCCUUGCGCAUUCCAGACUCGCCCCCAUCCAAUACAUAUAUAUCGAUAUGCGGAGGCUCAAGAGACAUAGCAUUGCAGUGGUUGGAAUAAGCUUUGGACUACGUGGGGCUGCGCCCAUGGUUUGGCGAUGGUUCGUUCCUGCUCCGAAGGAAGAAAGAAGCCUGCUUAGCUGGCCAAUGAAGCGCUCGCUGCGGCAUUCCCUGUUUUGGUGA
This is a messenger RNA of Pseudovirgaria hyperparasitica, 516 nucleotides long. RefSeq lists its product as uncharacterized. The record is from RefSeq and is a predicted model, not a curated record. Lineage: Eukaryota; Fungi; Ascomycota; Dothideomycetes; Acrospermales; Acrospermaceae. The coding region runs from base 1 to 516 and encodes 171 amino acids. The transcript is spliced from 2 exons.